UAAAUUCUCUCUCUUUGGCAGGCUAGUUGGAAUGAAUAGAAACACAAUAAUAUCAUGUCAGUGUAUAUGCGGAAAUGUGUCCAAUAACUAUUGCAACAUCAUACAAAUAAUUUUUUGAUGAGGACUUACCAUGAUGGAGUUGGCAGAGAAUUUAUGGUUGUAUGAAUACUUUGUGUAUUCUUCAUUACGAAGAUUUGUAAACUGUCAUUCUAUUCUGGAAAAUGAUCUUCUUACAGCAUCGGAUUUAUUGACAAAGAUUACUAAAGAAUAUGAGAUUGAAAAAUAUGAUGAUAAACGUGGUAUUCAUUUUAUGUGGGGAUUCGUUGCGACUGUUGUUGAAAUUAAACAUGAAUCCACUGCAGACAUUGUUAGAUCCUUGCAGGAUGGUCUUGCUUACUUGAAUUCAGCAUUGAAAUGCAAAUUCAGUUAUUCUAAAGAUGCUUCUAAUAGAUUUAUGAAAGAAUUGCGCAGGGUUAAAGCUGAGACUAUAAUUCAAAUAAUCAAAGUCCUUUUAAACAACAAGUCCGAAUCAAGAAUUGUGUUCAAUCGAUAUCAAGAAUCACUAUCUGAAUAUCAGCAGGACAGCAUUAAAUGUGUUCUUCUUGGUCUUCAUGAUACAAAUGGAUUGCUUUGCUCAUUCACAGAAUAUGUAAAUAUUGUAGCCGCAACUGUGCAAAAAAUGCUUGACAUUGUUCCAGAUCCUUUUAUAGUCAAUGUUGCGAAUACCUGCCAUGAAAAACUUAAUGUGAUGUCAGAAGAAUAUCAAGGAAUGAUUGAUAUUUAUGAAUCAGAUUCCAAUGAUGACCCAAAUCAAGAAUUAUCACAUGUAGAGCAAAGUGAAAACCUUGAUUUAAUGCAAGAUAAAAGCAAUCAAGAUACCAUGCCUUCGGAAACUUUUUCUGCCAGUAAUACGCAUGAUGUUGAUAAUUCCAAACCAUUAUGUGCACCGGAAAAAAAAUCACAGCCAGAAAAUCAGCAAGAAGAUUUGAUAAAGGAAGAUUCUGCCAGACCUAUUAAUAAUAAUGAAAGUAGGAGUGACGUCACCUCAGAUCGCCCUAAAGUUCCAAUUAUACCAUUUCCCAAUCGACCAACUACCUCCAAACCUAAUUCAGGUUCAGGAAGAAUCAGGGGAGUAAGUAUUUCAAAACAUUCUCGUAGUUGGACGGCAUCAUCUGUUAUAAGUUAUUCUUCCACACAUAAGCGUCAAUUCAACCCAGUGCAGGACACUUAUAUCAUUAUGGGAAUUCAAAAGUUUGGAACGAGCAAAAAUAAAUGGAAAAAAACUUUAGACUCAUUCCCUUUUCCUGAAUAUAGAACCGCCAGUCAUUUGAAAGAUCGAUGGAGGACAAUGUUGAAUAAAAAAGAGGUGACAAUUGUGGAUAACGAAGUUAAAUUGUCCAACAAGUAUAUUACACUGUUUAAACACUUGGAAUCCAAAUUUGAUUCGAACAUUUUGAGUAAUAAAAAAAAAAAAAUAACUGAUUUCUUUGAUGAUAAGAAAUCAGAUAAGUCACUUGAGUUGAAUUAUUCUCCUCCAGAAGUUAUAUCAGAUGCAGAAAGCUCAACAUCUAUGAAUCCAUCUGAUAUGGAGUGUGUGAAAAACUGGUUAGAAACUGGUACGAGGGUAAAAAAGAAAGUUGUUAAAAAAGCUCCUGCAUUGUUACAAACUGGGAAAAAGAAUAGAGAUCUCUUUACUCCAGAAUCAUCUAAACCUACCAGUUCUAAAACUUUGAAGAGUCCAACGAAGUCUUCAGACAUAUAUGUCCAAAAUGAAUCAAAUGAGAAUUCGAACACGGUGCCGCCGGUGGCUUUGGGGGAGAGUGAAAUCCAUACCUUGGAACAAAAGAAAAGGGAUGUCGCUAUAAAAAGCAAGAAAUAUGGAAUUAACCCACAGACAGACCCAAACUCGUCAGAGGAUUUCAAAAACACAAAUAACAAUGCAAGUAUGAAGGAACAGAAUGUGGAAAAUAAAUGUUUGAAAAAAAUGUCUGAUGAAGAUAACAGUUCUUUCAACAAAGAUAUCCUGAUUGAUACAGAAUCACAAAAUAUUCAAAAUUUAGCGCAAUCUGAGGGCCUUGAUUCUGAGCCCAUUCAAGAUGAUAGUAUGCGGCGGCAUGGUCUUGAUAAUAAAAAUGAUGAUCUUGGAAUAAAAACACCAGUAAUAUCAGACGUUGAAAAAAAUGUAUCUAAUUCAAAGAUUACAGACUCUGACAUGGUAGAAGUUGAGGUUGUAGAUGAUAUGGAAAAUAUUACAUCAGCUAGUACAUCUCAGUCGCAAAAAAAGAACUUCACUGUAAAUGCCAUAACUUCUACGAAUAUUGACAUGAGACAAUCUUCUCAAACUUUAGGAACAACAUCAGGAGAAGAUUCGUCUGUGAAAGAAUCAAUACUAAAGAGCACUGAUCAAUCCAUAACAAAUAUUGGGAACAAGUUUAUUACUGAUACCACACAAGCACAAAAAAGUUUAACUCCGCCGUCUGUACUGGUUCAAGUUGAUAUCACUGGGAAUAUUGCAGAUUCAGACGGAAGAAAUGAUGAAAAUAGUUUCCCAUCACCGGGGUCAACUGAUGAAAAUUCAGUUUUAGGCACGGAAAAGGGACAAAGAGAAGCACUACGACCUCAAUCACCUUCAGCAUCAGAGUACAUAACUGCAGAAGAAGAUUCUGUCAAAAGCUCUGAAAUAUCUCGUGUUCCGAUUGAGGAAAGCAGAUAUUCAAAAGAAUUAAAUGUUCUGAAAUGUUUAGAUGAUGCUGAUAUUCCCAACAAUAUUGAACAGUGGAUGGAGAACAAUUCAAUAGAAAAUUUUGAGGAUGAAGCAGUGAACUUGACACAAGAUACAGAACCCUCAAUUGAACAGGAGGAGUCUUCGACCAAAAUGACUAUUAAAAAAGAAUUUAUUGCUCCAGAUAACACCGAUUUGAAUGACAGACCUCUAGAACCUCCACCAAGUGAGAUUAUACUAAAAAAUCAUUGUACUUUCGAUAACACUCCUGUUCUAGUACUUCAGAAAGUAAAGUUAGAAUCAGGGGAAUUGACCACAGAUGUCUGCAUCCUUGUAAAUAACACUGAUGAGGAUAGUAUGUUGGAAUCUGGAAAUAAUGAGGGUCAGAAUGAUCCUAUUUCUUCUGAUGUUGCUGAUCAAGAUACUUCCUCCCAUGUUGAUAAGACAGUUUCGCCAAUUGAGGGGAAGGAUAAAGCAUCUGUCGAAAAAGUUGUUGGCAUCGACCUGACAAAUAGAAUGGUUUCGACUUCCGAAGUCACUGCUGCUGAAGAAACUAUUACUAAAACUAAUAGUAUCAAGAGUAGUCGAGAUUUCCAAUACAAAAGAAAGAGGAAAAGAAAAGUGAUACUACAUGACCAAGAAAUUCCAAUUAAAUUAUUAAAAGAAGAUGAAAUGCUUUUUCCAGCAGAAACUUUCAACAAAGAUCCAUCUGGAAUCUUUUUAAUGACUGGAAAAAGUAGACAAGGACGGAGAAGGGGAUGGACUGAAGAAGAGGAUGGAAAUUUGUUAGAUGGCGUAAAUAAAUAUGGUGAAGGAAAUUGGAAAAAGAUACUUGAUGAAUUUGAUUUCUAUAACAGAACUGCUGUGAAUCUAAAAGACCGGUACAGAGUAUUGAAAAUGCAAUGACUAUUCUUUUGUACCAUUGGUGUGUUGUCCAAUAACUAUUACCUUCGCAAAUCACAGAGACAUUGAAAUAUUUGUAACAUGUUGUGGAUUUUAAAAUAAAUGCUGUACCUCCUGAUGCAGAUGAUUUUUGUAUAGUGCAUUUUUCGUUAGUUCACUAAUGUUUUCACUACAUUUUGUUAGUUUAUUUUUACACAUGAUUACUCAUUUCUUUUUAUAUUUCAUUCAUUUUACAAUUCCUGUUACUAUAUGUUUGCAGAUGUUGGAAUACCUUCUAAUAUAUCUAUAGCCUAAUUGAAAUUUUUUCUGAACGAUGGAAGCAUUUUAAUGCUGGUGAGUACUCAUCUGGAUCUAGUUAGAAAACCUGAAAAAAUGGAUAAAGAUUUCAAAUUGAAAAUCCUACUUACAUCUUGGUUCCCAAGCUUCAUACUACGUGCAUGUACUGUUAUCUGUAUGCAAGAAAUUUGAACACUGAGACAACAUAUCAAAGCUGCUGUAAGCCACUAUUGUCAAAAUUGUCCCUGUUAAGAGCAGAAUUUUUGAGAUUGGCACAAAGACUUCGAAGCAAGCGAAAAAAAUUGCCUCUACCCGACUGGAUAUACAUCCAUGAAUCAAUAACACAAAUUGCAUUUGGUCCUUUGCGUCAAAGGGAAUUAUGAGGAAACGAAAUCAUAAAGAGACUAAGAGAGAUGCACAAAAUAUUUGUCAAAUUGCUGAAGCUGAUUGUGUAUUUGAAAAAGUAUCGAACUUCUGUCUAGGGAAAUUCGAAGAGAUUGGGCCCGACACAAAUGUGAGAGGCUAGUCUACCGGAUUAAAAAUACAGACUGUUUGAAUUACAGUUAGCGCUAGGUAAUUAUUGAAUGAAAAUCAAAUGCAUUGGAUUUACAUCACUCUAUCUUGGAGAUAGAUGUGUUUGAAAGUGGAAAUAAAGUGAAGAGAUUCGA
This is a messenger RNA of Styela clava, 4569 nucleotides long. RefSeq lists its product as uncharacterized. The record is from RefSeq and is a predicted model, not a curated record. NCBI's taxonomy places the organism in Eukaryota, Metazoa, Chordata, Ascidiacea, Stolidobranchia, Styelidae.